AUGGCGGGCGUAAACUCGCGUUUCGCUCAAGUUUCAGAAGCAGAAAUUUUACAAAUACAAAACGAGGCUGUGCCUGAGAAUACAAGAAAGGCAACUAAGUAUGGACUAAAAGUUUUUAAAGGUAAGAGAAGACUCCGAAGUGUGAAAAAGUGUUUCGGGUUUUAUUUUGCUGACAACUGCCAAUAAGUUUGAGUGACAUUCAUAACUCUUCACAUCAAAAAUUUGUUACAAUAUGAGUAAAUUCUUUGCAGAUUGGUUUUCCCAGUAAGAAGAAUCUACCACAGAUAUAGAAGAGAUGAACAAGGAGGAGUUAAAUAAAUGCUUGCAGACAUUUUAUAUGUCUGCAAGAAAACAGGACGGAGGUUACUACAACAAAGCAACGCUUACCUCGAUCAGAGCCGCCAUUGAUCGGCACUUGCGCAACGAGCCACACAACAAGCCAUUUUCGAUAAUCAGCGACAGCCAGUUCACGGAAGCGAACAAAGCUCUAAAUUCGUUUCUGAAAACUCUGAGCAAGUCAUCAUUGAUCGGCACUUGCGCAACGAGCCACACAACAAGCCAUUUUCGAUAAUCAGCGACAGCCAGUUCACGGAAGCGAACAAAGCUCUAAAUUCGUUUCUGAAAACUCUGAGCAAGUCAGGUCAAAUUUGUUCUACUGUUCACAAACCCACACUAACGACCAAAGCAGUUUCAAAGCUCUACGAAGCCGGGGAGCUAGUAGAUGAAAGAUGCCACGAUCAACAAAAGCUGCAGCAAACAGCGUGGUUUUUUAUAACCCUCUACUUUGGUCGAAGAGGAAGGGAAAACCAGCGUCAAUUGACAAAAUCAAGCCUAAAGCUCUCCAAAACCCCAAAUUCCGGCCUGGAAUAUUUUGAGCUUAACAGAGAAACGCCAGGAGGAGUCUUUUCAACCAAAAUCACCAAGGUGGUCUAG
This is a messenger RNA of Porites evermanni, 933 nucleotides long. The record is from the annotation of a GenBank genome assembly. NCBI's taxonomy places the organism in Eukaryota, Metazoa, Cnidaria, Anthozoa, Scleractinia, Poritidae.